AACUAGCUGGUCUCUUCCGCAGCCAAAUUUUUCAGCAUGAAAGCUGUUGCUAAACUCAUCUUUCUAGCGUGCUCGCUUAGCGUGGCGUUUUGUGCCUACGAUUUCUCCAGCUACCCGUUCAAAGUGACGCUGAACACUGCAGAAAACGGAGGUCUCUACGAACUCUACUGGAAAUUCGACAAUGCGAAGGAAACCAUUUCUUUCGCCGUUCGCGUCAAUGCCACGGGCUGGGUUGGCCUUGGACUCUCGCCCAACGGACAAAUGCCAAACUCUGACGUAGUCAUAGGAUGGGUCACUGAUGGUGGAGAGACCGUGUUCCACGACCGGUUUGCAGGGGGAAGAGAACCACCCACAAUAGACGAGCAACAAGACUGGAUGCUGAAAGGUGGAGAGGAAGAGAAUGGCUUCACUAUCCUUGAGUUCAGUCGGAAAUAUGUCACCUGUGAUGAAUAUGACCUCCCCAUCACUACUGAGACCGCAAGAGUCAUUUGGAGUUUCCAUGCCACCACUGACCCAGCCUCUGAAGUCCUUACCUUCGCUGACAGACACUCACAUAAGGGAGCUCUCAGUCUCAACCUACUGGGAGGUCUCCCUGAUGCAGCUCCUGAUCCCCAGGACCUGGACUACUAUGAUAUUACCGUUGAUGCUAUCAUCAUUCCAGAGAAUGAUACCACCUACUGGUGUGCUGCUUUCAGACUUCCCGAAAACAUCCGUGACCAGACAAGAUACAUUACCAAGUUUGGACCUGUUGUGACUGAGGGAAAUGAGGCUCAUGUUCACCACCUGUUGAUCUACCUGUGUGAGGGAGUCAACGACACACAUGUGGGGAAUGGAGGAGAGUGUGAAGAUGGUGUGCCCGAGGCAGUUUCCGCAUGUCGCUCUGGAAUACUCGUUGCAGCCUGGGCUGUGGGAGGGGAGGUGUUUGUGUAUCCUGACAAUGUGGCCUACCCAUUUGGCGGGGAGGGAUUCACCCAGUACGUCCUCAUGGAGCUGCACUACGACAACCCUGCAAUGAUAUCGGGUGCUGCAACCAUUACACACAACGUAUAAGAAUCAACUAGACAUUCCGUCUCCCUACUGUGUAAUACAAGGGGCACUAGUUUGUUAAAGUGAAUGUGACAGUGCACAGGGCUAAACAUUACAAUAGGGCACAGUGAAAGAAUUUCCUUUUUAGUUUUUAGUUUCUAAAUUUAGUCAAUACUUCCACAUUCCUUUCGAGCUACAUAGUCAUUAUGCAUAACUUUGUCGUAUACAGGUACUGUGGACAGCUCUGGCAUGAGGAUGUAUUAUACCUCCACUGCGAGGGAAUAUGAUGCUGGAAUAUUAACAUUUGGACACGAUAUUACUCCGGACCAAAUAAUUCCUCCCAAUGCAAAGAGCUUCACAACCACUGCCAUCUUGACUGGCGAAUGUACAGAAGCUAUACUUCCUGAAGAUGGUAUUCGCGUUUUUGGAAAUUUCCUUCACACCCAUGUAGUUGGUCAUGGACUGACUGUUCAGCACUUCCGUAAGAACCCAGAGUGUGAUGUGUACGAGGAACUGGAGCCGAUUGACAGGAACCUGCAGUAUGACUUUAACUACCAGCAAAUAACUCACUUGAAACGAGAAGUCGUCAUCAAGCCUGGAGACGUUGUUCAACUUAAAUGUUUUUAUGGGACGGAAGGUGUAGAUGGCGUCACUCUUGGAGGCCUCAGUACACGAAACGAGAUGUGUUUCACGUUCUUAGUCUACUACCCAGCAGUGGAUUUCCAAAUUGCAAUAUCGCGAAUUGAGAGUAGCGCACUGCGCGAUUACCUGAAAUCAUUGCCGUCAGGUGAUCAGAUAGUGAAUGGAACUGAGAUAGACUACAGCAAGCUAAACACUGUCGAUUGGGACGUGGAUAAGUUUCAAGAAACAGUUGAUGAAAGCAUGCAAGGUGCUUUCUGCAGGGGUGAAGGGAACGCAAUUUACAGAGUGACAAAGUUUCCAGAGAUUGGCUGUCCCUACAUAGCUCCUGACCAGUGCACCACUGAAGCUACUGAAGCUACUGAAGGUGGAGUGGUUCUGAGAGCCUCAGUGGCUCUCCUGCUCCUCCUCUCUCUACUGGCUGCCACACUCGGAUGAAAUCUUAACUUUUCUCGUGCACUUUAGCUACCUCUGCUCUUUCUCUGUCUUAAGUUUAAAAAAAGUGUCCAUUGUGUACGUAUAUAGUUUGCUGGUGACAAUAAAUUUUAUGUGUCUAGGGGGCUCAAGCAAGCAAGCUGAUGCUUUUACUGUACCAUGUAAUAAGUGUAGUGAGCUAUCUAUAGCCAACAUGAGAAACAAUCAAAAUGUAACACAUUACUCUGCCAGACC
This is a messenger RNA of Geodia barretti, 2334 nucleotides long. The record is from the annotation of a GenBank genome assembly. NCBI's taxonomy places the organism in Eukaryota, Metazoa, Porifera, Demospongiae, Tetractinellida, Geodiidae.